UUCCACCGCGAGAUGGUUAUAGCGUCGCCUGUCACAUUUUUGACCAAAUAAAAAAAAACUCAAAAUAUCAUUGUUAUUCUUGGAUAAUUCAUUUGUUCAGAGUAUUAUUAGCGUACUUAGAGCCCAAGUUAAUAAAAAAAUACGGAUACCAAAGGUUCCAAUAAAAAUUUCGUAUACUUAACCUGGGUGACGUACAGAAUGUCAAACGCCACCAGUAGUGUUCAAAAUGGUCGGUGGAUCAUAUGAGAUAAGGAGUUUUAUAAGUAUUUAAUAAUUAAUACAGAUAAAAUGACUGCGAUCGUGCAAGAGGACAACGAGUUAAAGAGGUUACUCGGUAACCCAGCGAAAAAUGCCGUCGAGGAUAAUUCGAUGGCUCCGCCGCAAUCAACGAAUGUCCCACGGCCGAGCACGUCACAAAAUGUCAUUCCACAAUCGACGAUUAAUCCUAUGACUCCAGCUAAUAGUACAAAAGAGGUUAUAGAACCUUGUUUACAGAAUGUAGUAUCUACUGUCAAUUUAGGUAUGGAAUUAGCACUUAUGUAUAUUAAUACUAGAACAAGGAACUCUGAAUACAAUCCAGCAAGAUUUACCGGGUUAAUUAUGAGAAUUCGAAACCCUAGAGCUACCGCAUUGAUCUUUCAUUCUGGAAAGGUAGUAUGCACUGGGGCAAGGUGUGAAGAAGAUUCUUAUUUAGCCACAAGGAAAUUUGCUCGAAUUAUUCAGAAAUUAGGAUUUCCAGUUAAAUUUUAUAAUUUUAAAAUACAAAAUAUAGUCGCCACGUGUGAUUUAAAGUUUCCAAUUAAACUGGAAAACUUAAAUCAUAUACAUGGACAAUUUUCUAGUUACGAACCUGAGCUUUAUCCUGGCCUUAUAUAUAGAAUGGUAUCACCAAGAGUAGUUCUACUCAUAUUUGUAAAUGGAAAAAUUGUAUUGACAGGGGCCAAGAAUCGGACUGAACUGCAAGAUGCACUGACCAAUAUAUACCCUAUAUUGAAGAGUUUUAGGAAGCAGUAGCAGUAUUUUUUGUAUUUAAUGAAUUUUGUAAGAAGAAACUCAGUUGUAAAAAUAAAUUAAUUUGAAUAUGUA
Hylaeus anthracinus is the source of this 1086-nucleotide messenger RNA. RefSeq lists its product as uncharacterized. Gene Ontology annotation, biological process: DNA-templated transcription initiation. The transcript is spliced from 5 exons. Gene Ontology annotation, molecular function: RNA polymerase II general transcription initiation factor activity; DNA binding. Lineage: Eukaryota; Metazoa; Arthropoda; Insecta; Hymenoptera; Colletidae. The record is from RefSeq and is a predicted model, not a curated record. The coding region runs from base 289 to 1014 and encodes 241 amino acids.